CGGCGCGGCGCAGCCCGCGGUUCUGAGGGCAGCGGCAGCCCCGGCCCGGCCCCCGCCUCCGGCCGCGCACCCCCGCCGGCGCUGACACUCGCGGCGAGACCCCCGGGCCGGGAACGAGGAGGAGGAGGGGCGCCGGUCGGAGCCCCGGUGCGGCUUCGGGGCUUGGAGGCGGCGGGCUCUCCCCGUGCCCGGUUGGGGCGCGGACGAGGCGCCGGGGCGCGGCGGCGGAGCGGGCCCCGCGCGGGAUGAGCCGCCGCGCCGCCAGCACUGCCGGCUCCGCGCAGGAGUGGCCUGACCUGGAGGACCCCUCCCUCUCGUGGCAAGAAAUAAGUCUUUCAGAUUGCCAUAUGCAAUGGACACUGAUCUCAGUUCCCAGGACAGGAAGGACCUGGACAAGUUCAUCAAAUUUUUUGCUUUAAAGACAGUACAAGUAAUUGUCCAGGCCCGACUUGGAGAGAAAAUCUGUACCCGCUCAUCAUCCUCCCCAACAGGUUCUGACUGGUUCAAUUUGGCAAUCAAAGAUAUACCAGAGGUUACUCAUGAAGCAAAGAAAGCCCUGGCAGGACAGCUGCCCGCUGUUGGACGGUCUAUGUGCGUGGAGAUUUCUCUCAAAACCUCAGAGGGGGACUCCAUGGAGCUGGAAAUUUGGUGUCUAGAAAUGAAUGAAAAGUGUGACAAAGAAAUCAAAGUUUCAUACACUGUAUACAACAGGCUGUCUCUACUGCUGAAGUCUUUGCUUGCUAUAACCAGAGUAACUCCAGCCUACAGACUCUCAAGGAAACAAGGCCAUGAAUAUGUAAUAUUGUACAGGAUAUAUUUUGGUGAAGUGCAACUGAGUGGCUUGGGAGAAGGUUUCCAGACAGUCCGUGUUGGGACAGUGGGUACCCCAGUGGGCACCAUCACUUUGUCUUGUGCCUACAGAAUCAACCUUGCUUUCAUGUCAACCAGGCAGUUUGAGAGGACCCCUCCUAUCAUGGGGAUUAUAAUUGAUCAUUUUGUGGACCGUCCCUAUCCCAGCUCUUCACCCAUGCAUCCCUGCAAUUACAGAGCUGGUGAGGACAAUGGUGUAGUAUACCCCUCAGUAGAAGAUUCCCAAGAAGUGUGUACCACAUCUUUUUCCACCUCUCCUCCAUCUCAGUGUGUUUUUACUGUCACAAAGGCACAUUUUCAGACCCCUCCUCCUGUGGUGACGGACACCUUGAAGGUCCCAGUGAUGGGACUAGCCUUUUCACAUCAACUUUCCAGCUCUCGUCUUUCCUAUCAGCCUGCUGCCCUGGGAGUUGGAUCAGCUGACAUGGGGUGUCCUGUACUCUUUGCUGGUGGCUUGAAUGCUGCACACCCUCACCAGUUGAUUGGUCCAGGCAAAGAAGGCGGAGUUCCCUCAGUUCCUAGCCAGCCAGCACAUGGCACUCAAGCUGACCAAGAGAGGAUGUGCACCCCACUGGAUGGAGUCCAUUACUCAGCAGCUACUCCUUCUAGUAGUGAGGACACAGAAACAGUAUCCAACAGCAGCGAAGGAAAGUGUGGCUCCCCCCAUGAUCUUUUGGAGACCAUCUUUAUCCGGAAGGUGGGAGCUUUUGUCAACAAACCCAUUAACCAGGUGACCAUGGCCAACUUAGACAUUCCUUUUGCCAUGUUUGCUCCCAAGAAUGUUGAGCUGGAAGAUAACGACCCCAUGGUCAAUCCUCCUGAAUCCCCAGAAACUGAAUCUCCUCUACAAGGCAGCUUACACUCGGAGGGCUCCAGUGGCAGCAGCACAGGGAACACCCAUGAUGACUUUGUUAUGAUCGACUUUAAACCAGCAUUUUCAAAAGAUGACAUUCUUCCAAUGGACCUGGGGACAUUUUACCGUGAGUUUCAGAAUCCCCCUCAACUCAGCAGCCUCUCGAUUGACAUUGGAGCACAGUCCAUGGCAGAGGAUUUGGACUCAUUACCAGAGAAGCUGGCAGUCCACGAGAAAAACGUCAAAGAAUUUGAUGCUUUCGUGGAAACCUUGCAGUGAAGCUGUUUCCUAGUUCUGCUGCAGCAAUUCUUCCUCCUCAAGGCAUCCUGGAGAUGACAACAAAUAUUUCUAUUGCCCCUGCUCUGCCUUUUGUUCACACUGACUAGUUCCUUCCAUCAAGUGAGCUUUCUUUGCUCUCUUCAACAACAGACACGGCUCAUCUGCUGAUUUUCCUCAACUUUUCCACCACAUAGUUCUGGACCGCUUUUCCUGCUCCAAGUCACUUUUAAGACUUCAGUAGGGAUGCAGGAAGUCAAACUCCAGUGUAUGGAAACUUAUUUUCUCCUCAGUCUGUGUUCUGUAUGGAGGGGCUUUGUGAAAAGUUGCCAUAUAGUUUCCUCCAAGGGUCCUACUGUGUAAGUUCCCUAGGUAGAGCUUCUUGCUAGCAGAUUUUUUCCUACAGUCUCUGAUCCUGUUAGAGCAUAGAAAGCUUUGGCUUAUUUCCAGGGUCUGUGAGUUCAGCAAAUUCGACAGUUUGAAGUCCAGGACAUCCAUUCCACAGAACUGGGCAUUUCAUCCUGACUUCAGAGUGCAUGCUUGAAGCCCAGGGAGAGAUGUCAGCUUUGGGACCUGCAUAAUCCAAGUUACCUUUGUUUUCCUGCUUUUAAGGAACUGGGUUUCUACAUAGUCAUUUUGUGCAAUGUUAGCCACCUCUGUUAGGUGGCUGAUAAGCAGGAGUGAAACUAUAGCAAUGCUUUCCACAUUUCCUUCCCAAGUGCACUGACACUCGGCCAUGCUGAGUUCAGCAGUGUUGACUGUUUGCAAGCCUGCACGUAGGAGCUGUGACAAUGCUGAGUUCAUAGUCUCUGCUUCUGAAACACAACUGUAAAUACUAGGAAUCCUAUUUCUUUAGGGUUAUAUAACUAGGAGUCUUAGUCCAAGAUUUUUUCCUCUAAUCCUUGCAAGCCUUCCUGCUUUAUGGUUAAUAGAUGAUCUUAAGAAUUAAAAAAUAUUUAUUGCUUUUAAAGAAACCUAUAUUUAAAAGAUGUUCUGUUUUCAUGUAGUACUGCGGGUCAUUCUGUCCUGAUCACUGCAGAGAGCAAGUGUGCCACGGAACCCUGGCCAGUGAGACUGGUUUCUCUUUGCAGGAAAAUAUCCAAGAUAUUUAUUUUCUAAGACAGACUUGAUUAAUAUUAUACUCUGUUGUGGGGACAGUGUGUCUAUUACAUCCAGUCAGGGCUCAUUGGAAUGGAUGGAAUGAAAUGCACACAUCAGUGGAAUGGAGUGGCAGGGACUUGGUAAAAAGCUGUUUUCUGAUAGGCAUGGAUAGAUUUGUAGCGUUCUUUGGCCAUUCAGAAGGCAGCUUCUUUAAAGAAGCACACUUUUUUGGGAAGCUUAUGGUACUUUUUAAUCAGCUGACUUUUGAGUAGCUGAAAUUUUAUUUUUGUAAUCAUCCAGCCAUCGACAGUGUGACUGGCUGGCAGUGCUCUGUGGGUGAUUUGGCUGUUGCAUGUCUUCUGCCUCAUGGAAGGAUGGGAAGACAAACAGUGACACUAAACAGAAACUUAGAUAAAGUGGGUUUUCUUGUGGUUCUCUCUCCUCCUCCCAUCUGUAACUAGAGUGAGCAACUGCAAGACCCCUUACUGUCCAAAACCACAUUUUUUCCCCCUUUCUUUCAAGUGGAGUUGUGUUGCUGGAGUACCAAGAAACCAUCUUCAUUUCCUCAGAAUGGCUGAGUAACCACCCAAGUUAAUGCAAUGUAGCAGCUUCUUCAGCUUAGCUGCACUCAUAGUUGAAAGAGAUUGCCUGCAGCUGAUGGCAGAACCCCAGCUCUACUCUGGAACACUAUUUCUGUGCCACUGCUGCAAGAAGCCAAAUUCAGAACAGAGCUUACUGUAAGGUCAGAGCAAUGCAGUGCUUUGAACUUGACCAGGAUUUUUUCGAGCAGUGUGUUUGGUGGGAGGCCUUGUAAACUCUAGAACUCUAAGUAAGAGCUUUACUGAAGGAAAGUUACCCACCAGAACCUUUUUAUUUUACUCAACCAAUUCAACUUUUUAGCAACCUCACAAGGAAAUUGCUUUGUCUGUGCAAAGUAAGAUGCAAACACACUUAAGAAAGCUUCCAAGAUGAAUCAGUUUAUAAGAGGGCCUUAGUUACAUGGGCUGUAACAAAUAUUUGAUCCCCAGCCAACAGCCACCUUGUUUCACAGGUGGAAAGGGUCGCAGAAGGGUGCAGGAUCACAAGGAGUUAAUGGAUCAGCUGCCUCUCACCUGUGCUCAGGCAGUCGGUCUGCCGCCUUCUAGGAAGUAGGUCAUAGCCAGGUGGUUGUCACCUUUAGUCUCUAAAGUGAUACAAUCUGGGCUGCAGAGUAGCAGAGAUGAGGCAAAGUGCUGGUUCACACAUAUGAAUGGAGAACAGUCAAGGUUAAACUUCAUCUAGCCAGCACUCCUGCUGUGCUCUUCUGCUGACAAGCUGUGCAGCUGGCAGGGAGCACUGCCAUUCUCGUUAGUCCCACCCAGGUCAGUGCUUGGACGUGUGCUCUUUUAUUGAUGGAGUUCCUAACGUGGCUACAGCUCUCACAACUCAUAAGGCAGAAUGUCACUGUGGCACGUUUUUUUCUACUUCAAAAGGCUGGAAAAUUGCCUAUAUAAGCUGCUAGUGUUGAGCUGGAUGGCCAUAGCAAUAAGAGAUUCUCCAGGGCUGAGUCACCUGCCUCUUCUCUGGACAUUCCUCGGUUUCAACACACAGUUGCUACAUCUAGGCUCUGAGUUCCCUGACCACUGCACAAAUGCUCUGCUUCAGUAAAGAUCUAGCUGCUGCUGUGGCCUGCCACAGAUUGUGUUAUGAAGGCUGUUUAUUUUAGCAGCUCUCUGCUCAGCUCAAUAUUAAGGACAGUGUGUAUGUAGCUGCUGAUUUACAGAUACUUUGGGUGGAGGGGAAGGCUCCUCAAGUGUAUUGUUUUGGAAAGUCUCCAGUGUACUUCAAAGAAUUUCCAAUAAAACUUUUAUGUAAGCAACA
Molecule: messenger RNA, 4960 nt
Organism: Corvus hawaiiensis (hawaiian crow)
Lineage: Eukaryota; Metazoa; Chordata; Aves; Passeriformes; Corvidae
Gene: ATG13
Product: autophagy related 13
Exons: 19
Coding region: 353-2002 (549 amino acids)
Biological process (GO): mitophagy; piecemeal microautophagy of the nucleus; autophagosome assembly
Cellular component (GO): phagophore assembly site; extrinsic component of membrane; cytosol
Source: RefSeq, a predicted model, not a curated record